GACGGGUUUUAGACAGACUUUUGGCUGGAAUAUUUUUGUUGGACCUGACAACCUUGCUUCCAAGUGCGUUUCAAACACGUUUGCUCCAGAGCACGCCUGUACCCAGUCUGUACCCGUUCAUUUAUUAUAAACCUGCGGAAAGAGAGAAACGGGCAUCACUCAGCUCCACUUACAAACAGUCCUUUAAUAAAAAAAACAAAGAUUUAAAUGCGUUUAAUUUACAGGGGGAAAUGUAUAAGCCCCUCCUUAAGAGAACGGACACCCCGCCGCUCAGAAACAGGAACCGGUGGUGCUGCAUGUGUUCAGGCGGAGGCGGAAGAGUUUAAACAGCGGGGCUUUCAGACUCAGCGGAAUGACUUCACCUGUAGAUGCACAGGAAUGCUGCCCACGUGGCUCCUCUCAACUCUGGAAUUGAGAUUCCACUCUUGGGGUUGGGCACCUACAAACUACUGGGCCACGAUCUUCUAUACCAGUCUGUGAGUGCUGCCCUUGAUGCAGGGUACCGCACCUUCGACACAGCUGCUGUGUAUGGCAAUGAAGGUCAACUCGGGCAAGUCAUUAGGGAACUGUUGCCCAAGCAUGGGCUUUUACGCUCAGACGUGUUCCUGAUCAGCAAGCUUGGACCAGCGGACCAGGGUUCCAGGGCCAGGGAGGGCUGCUUGAAGAGUCUGGAACAGUUGGGUUGCGAAUACAUUGACCUGUACUUGGUGCACUGGCCUGGGACUGCAGGUUUAGAGCCAAGAGAUCCACUGAAUGCAGAGCAUCGGGCACAAAGUUGGAGUGUGCUGGAGGAAUUUUAUUCAAGUGGGCAGUUUAAGGCCAUAGGAGUCUCCAACUACACUGCAAAACACCUCAGGGAUCUGAUCAGAAGUUGCACUGUGCCUCCAGCAGUCCUGCAGAUGGAGUGUCAUCCUAGGCUCGUUCAAAGGGAAUUAAGGGAUGUGUGCAAAGAGGCAGGCAUUCACUUCCAGGCCUAUUCCUCUCUCGGAAAAGGUGCUCUCCUGAACGAGCCGGAAGUGAAGAAGGUUGCUGAGGUCUGUGGGCGGACACCGACCCAAGUUCUGCUCAGGUGGGCAGUUCAGCAAGGUAUCUCCAUCCUGCCACGCUCCUCACAGCCAGGAAGGGUACAGGAAAAUGCCAGAGUGUUUCAUUUUGAACUGAGCAAAAAAGAAAUGGACAAGUUGGAUUCCCUGAACACUGAAACACGGUUUUGCACAAGAGAUUCAGCAGAUAUUAUUUAGCUUGCAUAGCAGGUCUACUGUAUUACACUUUUUACAAUUUAAAAAUAAGAAGUUACUGCUAAUUAUAAAAAAGCAUUUAUGUUCUACCAAAACACAUUUCUUAUGGUUUUAAAGCUAUUUGGUUAAUAAAGUGAUUUUGAAGA
Astyanax mexicanus (Mexican tetra) is the source of this 1384-nucleotide messenger RNA. RefSeq lists its product as uncharacterized. The coding region runs from base 369 to 1241 and encodes 290 amino acids. The transcript has 2 exons. The record is from RefSeq and is a predicted model, not a curated record. Lineage: Eukaryota; Metazoa; Chordata; Actinopteri; Characiformes; Acestrorhamphidae. Gene Ontology annotation, molecular function: oxidoreductase activity.